This is a messenger RNA of Aspergillus calidoustus, 1452 nucleotides long. The record is from the annotation of a GenBank genome assembly. NCBI's taxonomy places the organism in Eukaryota, Fungi, Ascomycota, Eurotiomycetes, Eurotiales, Aspergillaceae.
AUGGCCGCACCGACCCCUCCCUCGGUUAUACCCUUGAUAAUCAAUGGAAAGGAUGAACUCACAUCCUCCACGUUCGACGUGAUUAGCCCUUAUACAAACGAGCUGUGCUGGUCUGCAGCAUCAGCCUCCCCGCAGGAUGCUAUCCGCGCCGUUGAGGCAGCCGAAGCUGCGUUCCCAGCUUGGUCGCAGACUAAACCGGCUACACGGCGGGAUAUCCUGCUCAAGGCCGCGGACAUCCUAGACAACCGGCUUGAGAAAAAUGCCGAGUUCAUGAGAACAGAAAUGGGUGCAGACGUGGGCGCAUCACAAUUUUUCGUCGUUCCGCUUGCCAUCCGCAUGCUGAGAGAAGUCGCAAGUCGCAUAACUGCGAUCUGUGGUAGCGUACCCGUCGUCGAAGAGGAAGGGCAAAGCGCCAUUGUUUACAAAGAGCCCAUGGGAGUCAUUCUAGGCAUUGUUCCCUGGAACGCGCCAUAUGUGUUCGGUGUUCGAUCUGCCGCGUGUGCCCUCGCUGCCGGAAAUACAACCAUCCUCAAAUCCUCUGAACUGACGCCGUGCUGCUAUUGGGCGCUAACGCGUGCGUUCCAAGAUGCCGGACUACCAGACGGAUGCCUCAAUUUGUUGUCAUGUCGUCCUGCGGAUGCGGCAGAGGUGGUCAACACAAUGAUUGAACACCCGGGAGUGAAGAAGAUUAACUUUACUGGCAGCACAGCCGUCGGCAGGAAGAUUGCUCGUACCUGCGGACAAAACCUCAAGCCCUGUCUCAUGGAACUAGGCGGGAAGAAUAGCGCAAUUGUGUGCGCAGAUGCAAAUAUUGAAACUGCAGUGAAAGCCGUCCUGGCGGGAGCAUAUUUGAACUCCGGUCAAAUUUGCAUGGCUACAGACCGAAUUCUUGUCCACUCAUCGACUGCACCAGCUUAUAUUGACGCCCUUAAGAGCGCACUACAAUCGAUGUCGGACGCUUCCUCUGCGCCACCGACCCUGGUGAACAUAGCAUCCAAGCAACGUGUGCAGCGUCUAAUCGAAGAUGCUCUCGCGGCAGGCGCCCAUGUCAUCAACGGAUCAAGUGCCACGGAUACUGGCGCUUCCGACUCUGGGGUUCGGAUGGCCCCUGUUCUCCUUGGUGGAGUCAAGGAGGAUAUGGCCGUGUGGCAGGAGGAAGCCUUUGCUUCCCUGGCUGCCUGCAUGGUAGUAGACAGUGAUGAAGAAGCAAUCCGAAUCGCGAAUAGCAGCGGAUACGGACUCUCUGCGGCAGUUUUCACUGAAGAUCUGAGGAAGGGCCUGGCUAUGGCCAAGAAGAUCCAGUCUGGUGCUGUGCACAUUAACAGUAUGACCAUACAUGACGAGCCUGUCCUGCCUCACGGUGGAGUCAAGAACAGCGGCUGGGGAAGAUUUAAUGCUUCUCAAGGACUAGAGGAGUUCCUCGUGACGAAGAGUGUGACUUGGAUGGACUGA